Molecule: messenger RNA, 1734 nt
Organism: Manihot esculenta (cassava)
Lineage: Eukaryota; Viridiplantae; Streptophyta; Magnoliopsida; Malpighiales; Euphorbiaceae
Product: E3 ubiquitin-protein ligase At4g11680
Exons: 4
Coding region: 199-1221 (340 amino acids)
Source: RefSeq, a predicted model, not a curated record
CGCUAGUAUAGAUGAAAAUCGAAAUUUAACUGAACAAUUUUUUCUGCUUUACUUUCCGGACUGUUUCAUGGUUCGGAUUUCCCAUUUUCUUUGAUCCACUGCCACUUCGGUUGAUUCAUUUAUUUCUCUUAAAACCCUAAAGCUUCUCUAGCCAACGGAUAGCUUAUCUCUCUCUCUGCCUCCCUCUCCCUCCCAAAAAUGGACCAAGAUGCCAGACAUGGUGGGGGUGGAACUGCUUAUUCUCUACUCCGCCACCAAACACUAAGCACCGCUCUUUCACUCCCCCACCACACGAUCUUCCUUGGGGACUGUGCCGAUCCCCGAUCCGACGGUCUUGACAAUGAAACCAGCUCCAGCUUUGACAGCCACAAUAAUAGCAACAACAACUACUACUUCUCGAAGCCCAUAAUGGUGCUUGACCUCAUAUGGAACCUGGCCUUUGUAGCGGUGUCAGUGGCGGUGCUAUUUUCUGCCUCCAAAGAGAAGCCAUCUACCCCUUUGAGGAUUUGGGUGUCCGGCUACUCUUUGCAGUGUCUUUUGCACGUGGCUUUCGUGUAUUUUCAGCAUCAAAAUAGGAGGAGAAUUGAUCGUGAUGAUGGUGAUGGUGGUCGUGUGCGCAUUGAGGUACCACCAUCCUCGCAGACUCACAGCAGCGUUAUGAAAAGGUUGGACGCCAUCAGUACAAUGAUAUCUUCUAUCUGGUGGGUGAUUGGUUUUUAUUGGAUCCUCGUAGGUGGCCAAACACUUUUGCAAGAUUCUCCUCGUCUGUAUUGGUUAACGGUGCUUUUUCUGGCCUUUGACGUGUUCUUUAUAAUAUUUUGCAUUGGGACGGCGUGUAUCAUUUUCUUUGCUAUUUUUUGCUGCAUUCCAAUUUUAGCAAUAGCUUAUGCUGUUGUAAUUAGGAGAGGAGCAUCUGAAGAAGAUAUAAGGAGUCUUCCCAAAUAUAGAUACUGCCAAGAAAAUCAAUUAAGGGCAUUGGACAAUGAUAGGAAAGGAGAAUUGCUUGAAGAGAGGGCAGGGUCCAGCAAGACAAGUGCUGCUAAUGAACUUGCUCUUCUUCCAGAGGAUUCUGAGUGUUGUAUCUGCCUGUCAAGAUAUGUAGAUGGCGUAGAGCUUUAUACCCUUCCUUGUAACCACCACUUCCAUUGUGUGUGCAUUAGCAAAUGGCUCCAAAUUAAUGCCACCUGCCCCCUCUGCAAAUUCAACAUUCGCAGGGGAUGAUACUUUGUUGUGAUAAUAAUCCAUCUCCCAAGUACAUAGUUGAUUUGCAGAAGCUACUUCAGGGAUUUGCACCGAGAAACUAGUUGGUUAUCUGCUGACAUUGACAGGAAGAUGGGAACUUGGGAGGACCUUUUAUCGUGCUUCUAUACCCAUUCCCAACCCAGCCCCUCCCUCCAAAAUCCAGAAAACGGGGAUAGAGAUCAUUGUGAAUAGAAGCUUUAGUUUCAUUUUUUAGUCUAACUUGUGAUGAGCGUAGAAUUUGUAAAUUCAGUUUACUGGUUGAAGAAAAUUGAUUUGCAACACCAGAAAAAAGGUGACCAGUAAAAUUCCAUGUGAAUUUUUAUGUAAACUUCAACUGAAAAGGAAUCGUCUUAUGCUUAUCUGGUGAUGGUAUUUUCUGGGGGGUUCAGGGAUGUAUCCAGUUCUGUUUAUGAUAGUACACAAACAAAUACUGUCAUACCUGACUAAAACUUGUAAAUUAUCUCAUCCCUUAAAUUUUUUUAAAGUUUUAUU